UCGAUAUUCGCUUCAUCAGUAACAAUCAUCAUGGUCGACGGCAAGAUUAACGAGAUCCACGGAUGGGCAGCCACCAAGCCCGGAAUCCAGGUAGAGCCGUGGUCAUACAAGCCGCGGGCGCUGGGCCCCCACGACGUCGAGAUCAAGAUCACGCACAGCGGCAUCUGCGGUUCUGACCUGCACACGAUCAAGGGCGAAUGGGACAACGUCAAGUACCCGACCAUUGUCGGGCACGAAAUCGUCGGCACAGUGAUUACCACCGGUGCCAGCGUAAGCAGCCUGAAGGAAGGCGACAUUGUCGGAGUUGGGGCGCAGGUAUACGCGUGUCUGAAAGACACGUGCAAGGUUUGCAGCCGCGACUUGGACCCGCACUGUCCAGAGGCGGUGUUUACGUACGAUGACACGACGAUUGAUCCUGUGUAUGCACCGCCGCUGAUGUGUGCAGGUGCGACGGUGUUUGCUCCGAUGCUGCGCAAGGGUGUUAAGAAGGGUGACCGUGUCGGCAUUAUCGGCAUUGGGGGGCUCGGCCAUCUGGCCAUCCAGUAUGCCAAUGCGCUGGGUGCUGAGGUCGUUGCGUUUUCGCAAUCGCCGUCCAAGAAGCAGCAGGCGACUGAACUGGGUGCUUCGAUUUUCGUCGACACCACAAACAAGGAGGAGCUUGACGCUGUGCGUGGCACACUCAACUAUCUGUUUGUCACAGCUAAUGGCAGCAACAGCCCGCACAAUGACUACGUGACGUGGAUGGACUAUGAGGGCCAGAUCGUGUAUCUGGCGGUUCCGCCAGGCAAGAUGAGCUUCACGCCAUCAGAGUUCAUCCAUAGCCAAGUCGCAAUCACUGGCUCACUGAUUGGCGGCGUCAAUAUCGUCAAGGAGACGCUGGAGUUUGCGGCCCGGCACAACAUCCGGCCGGUUAUCGAGCGGUUCCCGAUGUCCGAGAUCAACCAGGCUUUGGAGCGCGUUGACAGCGGACGGAUCCGCUACCGCGCGGUACUGGAAAACUAGAUAUUGACGUUUUGUUUUAAAUGAUGAAAAAGAUGGAAAGAAAACCC
Linderina pennispora is the source of this 1049-nucleotide messenger RNA. RefSeq names its product NAD(P)-binding protein. Bases 31 to 1002 code for a protein of 323 amino acids. Gene Ontology annotation, molecular function: zinc ion binding; oxidoreductase activity, acting on the CH-OH group of donors, NAD or NADP as acceptor. NCBI's taxonomy places the organism in Eukaryota, Fungi, Kickxellomycota, Kickxellomycetes, Kickxellales, Kickxellaceae. The record is from RefSeq and is a predicted model, not a curated record. The transcript has 2 exons.